CUCUCUUUACCCGAAGCUGAGCUAAUCCCCAUAAAGGGUCACCGGUGGUGGAGGGGCACAUACGCCUCCUCCUCCGCUCUGGCGUCCGAAGCCCGGCAUCGUCCCACCGCCUCUCGCGGUGGCUCUAUCCCUCCUCCCUUUCUCUAUAUAUGCUCCGAGGUCAACAACCCAACCUUUCUGCCUUUUUUUGUUUCUUCUUCUUUCUUACCUCUUCCUCCUCCGUUCUUCCUUCUUCUUCCUUCGAAUUCUCUCUUUAAAAUCUCGCCUUUUUCUCUUUUUCUGGCUUCUUGCGGCGGCUUUCCAUGUCGGGAAUGGAAAAGGAGCGAUUUUUCGUCGGGAAUUGGCAGUUGGCGGACGCUGGGCUUCCGCCGGGGGUGAACUCCUCCUCCGGCGCUGACCAGCUGCCGAAUUCCUUCAUUAACCUCGGGUGGGAGCAUGCGAUGCGCCAGAACUCCCACGCCCACAUCGAGUCGGCACUCAGCUCCCUCGUCUCAUCGCCGUCUUUCAACGCGCCGGCCGGAAACGACAGUGUCGUCAUUCGCGAGCUCAUCGGCCGUCUCGGAAGCAUCUGCAACUCCGGGGACGCCUCCCCUUCCUCGCGGUACCACAGCCCGCGCGCUUCUUACUACAGCACGCCGCUCAAUUCUCCCCCAAAGCUCAACAUUUCCGGCGCGGAUCACCAGCAGCAAGGCAUGCUCGUGAACCCAACGGCGGACGCGCAAUUCGAGCUGUUUGCGGAGUCAGCAGCGACUAAAUUAGGUUUCGCGGAGGCCGGCAAGCUGUCGAGGGUCUCGAGCAGCCAGUCUCUGGCGGCACCCAGCGGGAAGGAGGCAAAAGUCUCCGACACGGUGAUGGAAAUGCCCAAAUUUGGCCGCGGCAGGGUUUCAGAGUGGCCGCCGCCGGAGGCUUCAUCGGCGUCGGGAAAAUUGCCGGCGGUCGUCGCCGAAAACAACGGGAGGAAGCGCAAAGCAGCUCCCAAGGGCAAAGGAAAAGCGGCGCCUUCAUCUUCCCUCGCCAUGGAUCCUCCUCCCAAGGAGGGCAAUCCUGAUUCAAAGAGACGCAAACAGGCUGAAGCCAGCGCCGCCGACAGGAGUCCAACCGUCUGCAAACCAAAGACCGAGCAGAACAGCAGCGACGACGGCCAGAAACCAACAGAAAACGACAAUGCCAAGCCUCCGGAGCCGCCCAAGGACUACAUCCAUGUCAGGGCAAGAAGAGGGCAAGCCACCGACGGCCAUAGCCUCGCCGAGAGGGUCCGGAGAGAAAAGAUCAGUGAGAGGAUGAAGCUGCUGCAAGAUCUUGUGCCAGGCUGCAACAAGGUAACAGGCAAGGCUGUUAUGCUCGAUGAGAUCAUCAACUAUAUUCAGUCAUUGCAGCGGCAAGUCGAGUUCUUGUCCAUGAAGCUGGCCACCUUGAACCCCCAGCUCGAGUUCAACAUGGUGUGUCUCCUCCCAAAAGAUAUGCAUCAAGCUCAUGUACCAUUGCCACAGCAAGUCUUUCCACUAGACACAGCAACCUCACCUUUCUCAUUUGCCCAGCAAUCCCUUAAGAUUGCUGAGACCAACAGAUUCAAUACGUACGCAGCCAAGAACCAGUUGGACUCGUCGAUCCAACUACCUCCUAUCGUUGGACUUACAGACGCCACCAAUUAUCUUGGAAAUUCUUACGAGGACGACCUUUGGUAUGCCAUUCAAACGGGCUUCGCGCGGAGCCAGGAGGCACCUUUCUCCCCCCAAACUCUUCGUGCCGAGUGAGCUCAAAGUGCUGAUGUUCCAAAGAAGAUUGAACCAUGUGUAUGAUUGCGUAGGAUAUCAGAUGCAUGUUGUGCAUAUCUACCUAUCAAUAUGUUUGUGUGAAACAAGCACAGGAAGCCCCAAACUAACUGCACUAGAUCUAGUGAAGAAUCAUGCAACCAAUUGCAUGUCUAUCAGAGUCUAUGUAACAGGGUGAGAAUGAGAAACAGGAAAAUUUGGUAAGCUGCUGAAAAAAAUAUAUUAUAUAUUUUGUUUUUUUAGUAUUUUAAUCAAGUUGCUUAUUGUCAAAACUCUUGCCAUCUUGUCGAUGACUUGCUCACAGAUGAGUAAAGUGGUUGAUUAA
Molecule: messenger RNA, 2097 nt
Organism: Zingiber officinale
Lineage: Eukaryota; Viridiplantae; Streptophyta; Magnoliopsida; Zingiberales; Zingiberaceae
Product: transcription factor bHLH62-like
Exons: 7
Coding region: 303-1754 (483 amino acids)
Biological process (GO): regulation of DNA-templated transcription
Cellular component (GO): nucleus
Molecular function (GO): DNA-binding transcription factor activity; protein dimerization activity
Source: RefSeq, a predicted model, not a curated record